Messenger RNA from Nicotiana tabacum (common tobacco), 339 nucleotides. NCBI's taxonomy places the organism in Eukaryota, Viridiplantae, Streptophyta, Magnoliopsida, Solanales, Solanaceae. The record is from RefSeq and is a predicted model, not a curated record.
AUGGCUAGAAGCAUAUACACUAGCAUUUUCAUGGUUGCUGUUCUCUCCUUUGCAAUAUUGAGUGGGAAAUCUGAAGCUGGUCGUCAGUUAUUGCAGGCCAAUAAUCCAAGUUUCCCUACAAUUCCAGGCAUACCAAGUAUCCCUAAUAUGCCUAGUAUUAUUCCAAAUAUGCCAAGUAUUCCAAACAUGCCAUCAAUUCCAAGGGUUGGAUCAAUGCCGCCAAUGCCAUCAAUUCCAAGCAUUCCAAGAGUUGCAAUGCCACCAAUUCCUUCAUUUCCUUCAUUCCCAAAAUUCCCUACUUCUAUUCCAUUUUUCACUCCACCACCCCCUAAGAAUUAA